AAUAAUGAAAUAACCAGUCAAUAGUUUUAUCUGAGCUCAUUGUGUGUGUGUGUGUGUGUGUGUGUGUGUGUGUGUGUGGUUGGAAAGUUCAACAGCCUAAAAAAUGUCUGGUUCUGUGUCCUCAUAAAGAAGAAGUCUGGGUUUCGAAAUGCAGCAAAUGUAGCUUUCAAGAUCACCAGUUAAACAUAAUUAGGGAACACAAAGCAGAAGUUUGGGCUUUUUAACCACCCUGAGAUAACACUAAGGAACUCUCAAUCAAUAGAGAUGAGAGAAGGCUAUUCCAUCUAACAUUUUCUAAAUGCAGUCAAACCAAUAUUCAUCUAUCCCUCCACUGCGUCACAAUUCAAAAAGUAAUACAGUUGUGCUCAUUAGUUUGCAUACCCUAGCAGAAAUGGUGACAUUUCGGCAUUGAUUUUGAAAAUGACUGAUCAUGCAAUUUAUGACUGAUCAUGCAAUUUAUGACACAUAGUUGUUGAUAACUAAAAUCACCCAAAUGGCCAUGAUCCAAGGGUAUGCAAACUUGAGCACAACUGUAUGUCCUUUUAAAGAAGUGAGAUUAACAAGAAUGCUGGUCUUUGAAAUGAAAAGUAAAACAACUGUUUGUCCAGUGACAAGAUCCGCCUCUGAACCAAGUAGAUAAGGAGCUGUGCACAUCAGAAGGACACUGUCCAAGGGUAUUUUUUUUGUUAUCACUCAAUCAGUGUGCUGUCUGAACAAUUUGCUGAAUGAAAGGGGACCGAGUCAAAGCGCCUGCUUCCCCCCUUAGCAGAGCCCAAUCAUGGGGGCAUCUGUAAGUGUAAGGAACCAAACUCCCUACAUUUGGCACUAUGAAGUUAUCGGUGACGGAGGUGGCAGUGGCACAUUGUACAGUGGGGGUAGUGUUGAAAAUAAACUAAACUCUAGAUGGAUCCAUAACUACCUGAAGCUGAGAUAUGGCCCUCACAGUUGGAACUCCUUCUCAUAUGAAUUCAACAGUAACAAGGGGAACGGGGAUAUAACAUUCACAAUUAUAGAGACCAGCAACCGUUCAUAUAUUCAGCUACUGUGCAGCACAGAGAAUAACAGUCCAACAUGUCCAAACUAUGGGAAGCAAGAGGAGGACCGCAUCCGUCAGCAGCAGGAGGAGAUGGAGCGGCGAAGGCAGGAGGAGCAACGAAGACAACAGCAGGAGGAGAGGAGGCGCCAGGAGCAACUGGAAAGGGAGAGAAGGAUCCAGCAAGAAAUUGAAAGGGAGAGUGAACUUUCUGGUAAGAAGGUUUCAAUGGGAAAAGAGAAGUUGAGACAGAAGCUGAGUCUAAAAGCACAGCAGUUCAAUCACCAGCGGACACAAGUUCUACACCAGACGAUAGAAGAUGACGCUGCAGCCAUCCAGAGGGAUGAGCCAGCGGAUUUAACAAUAAAGUUUGAUGAACUUCUGGAAAAAUAUGAAAUCACUGAAGAUAGACAAGACGACAAGCAAGAGGAAAGACUUGAAAACCGGAUGAAAAGUCUUUUGAAUGAACUAACACUUCGAUACUUUGGAGAACCUCAGCAGGCCAUCUGGUGUCAGUUGACAAUAGAUCGUGCUAUCAGUGAAGGUCAGCAUUCACUCACUGAGAAGUUUAGCAUCCUCACUGCUGUGACAGAGCUAACGUUGGCCAACAAAGUUUACCUACCAGACUUGGACCAGAAAUAUGACUUUCUCAUCUGUCUCCUUCAACAUCUGUAUAGCACAAAUCCCACACUGGCACAACAACUUCUUCUGAGCAUUCUUACAAUGUUCCCAGAGGUGUCGGAAAAAAACAAGUUGCUUCUUAGACAAAUUCUCUUCAACAUGAUCUGGGCACCCUCAGAAAUUCUGCUCUUUUUACAAGGUGUUUUAGGCAAAGACCAAGAACUGGUAACCUCAAUCCUUCACACAGUGAGGACAAACAAAUUGGAUCUUCUCACUACUUUAUCUGCCCUGAAAGAAAAUGAGCCUGUCAAAUAUUUACAGUUGUAUGCUGAGACAGAACGGGACAAGGAUGCCAACACCAUUGUAAAUGAAAUGCGAAAUGAAAAGUACCCAGAUAAAUUACUGUCUAUUAUGGAGGAAAUUCUAGGGUUUAUGACUGAGGAACUUCCAAAACAUGCAAAAGAGGACUUGAAUCCGGUAACUAUAGAUGAAACAAAGCAGAUGAUCAAGUCACUGGAUUUGACUAACCCUGACCUUGCAGUUCUGAAGGUGAUAUUAUUAAGGAUGUCUAUUGCAGUGCAAGACUGCUCAACCAUUUACUUUCAAGAGGGUAAAAAUAUAGAAGGCUAUUUUCCUUGUAUUAAUCCACAGGAAUCUCUGCUAACAGCUGAGAAAAUAGAAGGCUACUUUCCUCGACUCACUCAGCUGGCAUCACUUCUCAUGCUCCUUCUACCACAGUUAACAGGGGAAAAAGGUAUCCUUCUUGAAAUUGGAACAGGUGAAGGAAAGUCUUGCAUCCUAGCCAUGUUUGCCACCAUCCAGGCCAUCCGUGGUAUUAACAUUGACAUUGUGACCAGUUCUCCAGUCCUUGCUCGUCGAGAUCAGGAAGAGUGGAAGAAAUUGUACGACAUGUUUGGUGUCACGUCUUCCGUUGUACCGCCACCACAGAUCGAAGGAAGCUCCCCUGAAAGCAGGGAUAGUAAGCUACAGGAGGCUUACAAGAAACAAUUAGUUUAUGGAACCGUUGGUAGCUUUGCAGCAGAUGCAUUGAGGCAGGAAUUUGAGAAGGACACCACACGUGGGGAGAGGACGUUUGACAUGGUGAUUGUGGAUGAAGUAGACUACAUGACUUUGGACAAUGGAGUUCAGGUGACGUUUCUUUCCCACGAGGCAAGUGGACUGAGGCAUCUUGACCAAGUCCUUGCUAGUAUAUGGUCCAUGGUAUCUAUCUGCCAGCCAAUUGAGAUGGAAGAUACUGGAGAGAUUGAGUGGGCAACUGGAAUCCAGCAUUUUCACAAGGCUGCAAAGGUAGCUGUGAUCGGUUCAGAGACUUCAGAAAAGUUCUCAGAAUUUGAUAUUUUGGCCACCGGAGUGCAGUUGGGUAUUUUUUCAGGUGAAGAAUUUAACACGUUCAUGCAAGUCCUAGAGAAAAAUGAGAAAGACAACACAAUGGAGAAUAGAGAAAUUGUUGAUACAUUCAUGGCCAAAGUUGGAGUUGCUCAACAGUGUGAUUUGCUCACCAUCCUGGAAAGCGCACUAGAAAAUACUGUGGCCAUUGACUGCUACACUGUGACAAACAAUAAAGCAACACUGGUUGAGAAGAAAACAUUGGACCACAACCCAGAUAUCCUGGAUAUCAAAAUGCUUCUCCUUGAAAAUGGCAGAGCUAGUGAGAUUUUGCCUGAAGACAAACUUAUUAAAGCAACAGUCUCUGAGCUGAAGUCUAAAAUUACAUAUUCUGACAACACUCAACUAAAGUUAGAUGUUCUUGUUAUCCCCUCUUUCCUUGAGAAAUACCUUGAGGAUCGAUUACCAGUCUUUGUGCAAAAUGCCCUGAAAGCCAUCAUGAUGACACAAGGCAGAGAGUACAUGAUUGAUCAGGUAUUGGAAGAUGUCAGUGACAAGCAUCUCUACCAUGCCAUCAUCCCAGUAGAUUUUCAGGCUAGUGGAGUGUUGGAGAAGAACAAACGCUGGGGGGACGGUCUGCAGCAGUUCCUGGAGAUAAAACACCAUUUGGCCAUUACUCCUUUGUCCAAUGUGACAAAUUACCUAUCAAACUUUCAUUACUUCAAAAGAUACCUGAAAGGGAAUGGGCUAUUUGGUGUGUCUGGGACAUUAGGGGGCAAUGCUGAUAAGGAUUUCCUGGCAAGGCAUUAUGAAACAAAUAGCUACACAAUACCAGCUCACCGCCAUAAGAAGGAUGUGGAGCUUCCAGCAAUUCAGGUUAGUGGGAAAGCCCAGUGGAUGGAUAUCCUCUGUAAGACAGCCUGGAGAGUAGCAGAUGGUGGUCAGGUUGUCUUGGUCGUAUGUGAGGAUGUCAAGACAGCAAAUGAACUUCAGAACAAAAUGUUGAGAGACAAUCCACAUCCCCCCAUCACAUUAUAUACAAUUAGUGAGAAGCACAACAUUGAGACCACCAAAUUCAUUGGAGGGCAUAUUAUCAUAGCCACGAAUCUAGGAGGCCGUGGAACAGAUAUCAAAGUUGAUAAGGAUGUCAAUCUCUGUGGUGGACUAUUUGUCCUCCUGACACAUUACCCUGGCAGCCGCAGGGUGGAGAAACAGGUGUUCGGACGAACUGGUAGGAAGGGAAACCCAGGCAUGGUCCAGAUGAUCGUCUGUGAGGAUAAACUUGCCCCAGCAUACCAAGGCCAGCCUGUGGAGAUCAUGAGGCAACUAAGAGAAGAUUACGAAGUCGAACGCAUCAAGGAUAUGGAGACAGAUGAGCUUCUUGAAAUCAAAAUGAAAGAGGACCUGUUUGAAACGUUUUGCCAAUUUCUGGAAAGGUUUGACAGCAACUUCACAAAACAGGAGAAAGAAGACCUGUCAGGAAUGAAGCAGAAUGAUGUCCCUCAAUGUUUUACAGACAGAGGCAAAAAGUUUGAUUACAAUCCAGCACUCAAUGCUUUGAAAGAAACAUGGGCAUUGUGGCUCACCCUUCAUGAGGAGCACAUCAACAGACAUGAAGAUAUUGAUGUUCUUAAAGCAGACCUUCUUGAGCAUCUCACAAACAGGCGCAACAUGCUUUUGAAUGGAAAAAGUCUCAAUUUCUAUGACCACAUCAAGCAGGCUAUUGGCAGAACAGAUCUGCACUGCCGCAACAAAAAUAAGUGUGACUAUGGUGCAAAAUCCUACUGGAAAGAUGUUGAAGACUGUGACCCUUUUUAUGGUGCUGUGGCACUGUACAACCAAGCCUUCAUCACCAUCAACCUGGCCAAGGGGGACUACAAAGCAGAGGCACGUAGCUUACUGGAGAAGGCAGAGACAAAGAUAGAUGUUUACCUUUCAGAAACAACAAACACUAUGGUUUCCUUUCAGAUGGCCACGAGAGGUAACUUUGAACCACAUCAUGAGGGAGAACCGAACUUUUUAAAGCAAAUAGAUUCCAGGAUGAGCAUCUACAAAGCUUGGAUCCAUAACAUUACCCUGGCAGUGAAUAAACUGAAAGAGCUUCAGGAUAAAGAAACGGCCAUAACAGAGGAAUCUUCAGUAUUCAGCCUCUCAGAAAAUCAAGAAUACAUCACUGCGAAUGAAUUCACAGCCAUGUAUGAGAACGGCCUGUUUAUUGUGUUUGAGGUGAAAAAGAAACCUGAGUUCUGUUUUGAUGCUUUGAUCUGUUUCUUUAUUGGAAUGUGUCAGGUCAUCAUUGGAAUUCUGAUUUGUGGUCUGUCGUUUGGGGCUGCAACCAAUAUUGGCAUUAGUUUAAUCUCUGAGGGUGUCAGUGACAUGAUAGAAGGGAUAACGGGAAUGAUAACAGGCACAUUCGAUUGGGCGUCCUGGGCUAUAUCCAAAAGUAUUAGCAUCGGAAUGUCUCUGCUCUCAGCAGGAUUCAGUGUCCUUAAAAAAGUGGCCAAGUCAGCGUAUCAUGCCACGAAGGGACUCCUCAAUGGUACAAAGACUCUUUCAUCUGUUGCAAAAGAUGUCAUUGGUGCAGGAAAACAUGCAUUCAAGUCCAUAAAGGGUGCAGUGAAAGCUGUGUCUACAGGAGUAUUAAAGUCUUCUACAGCAAAUAUAAAAACUGCUCUAAAACAUGCAACGAAGUAUGCAGUUCAGGAGGCAGCGAAGCAGGGCAUUGAAACGGCACUAAACUACACCAUUGAUACUGGAAUCCAAGCUGUCUUCAAAGAGAUUUUGAAAGAUGGUUUCAAGAUCUCAGUCUCAUCAACAGUCAACCAGAAUGCCAAACUGGGUAAUUGUCUCACUGAGUACAUUGCCUCUGCAGUACCAAAAGGAGCAUUGCAAAACAGUAGCAACUACAAGAUUGACCCAAAGCUUGAACAACAAAUGAAAGAUUUAGUUCAGAUAAUGACCAAAGAUCAAAUUCCUGAGCUCAUGAAUGAUGACACCACAUCCAAAGUAAGUGACGUUAUCAGCAGACUCUCUGAGGUAUCCAAAAAAGGAUUGGAGCUUGUAGAAAAUAGUGAGAAAAAUAAACUGGUAAAAGGAAUAAAAAUCAGUUUAAAAAUAGCAGAACACUCCACAAACUUGGCCAAAAUGGUUCAGUCUAUUCCUACAGAGCAUGUUAUCAAUGACAUAUUUGUCCUUAAUUUAGUAAAAACAAUUGAAGACCAGCAACAAUAUCUGGGGAAGUACGACCAAAUUGGCAGACAUGGCUUACCAGACGUUAUUCGUUUAAAGAAUGAGUUUCUCUUCUCCAUCUCAGAAAGUGUCUCCGAAGCAUUCAUCGAUGCAUGUUCUGGUCAUAUGUCUUCCUUUGUGAAUGGAUAUUUCAAGAAGAAGUUCAAUGGAGCCACAGGAAAAGUAGUCAACAAUGUAAUUGGCAGGUACAAAACAGAGGCCUUUUUCAAGGAUCUACAACACAAACACGAUAUGAAAACAGCCAGUCAGACGACAGGGAAAGCUUCAUCUGAAACUGAAACAAAAGAACUUCUGGACUAUGCAGAAAAGAUUAGUGAUGUGAAUCGUCCAGCCUCAGUCCUGGACAUUUAUGUCCUCACAAAUAGUGACCUGCUCCAGGGUAAAGGCAUCCAUUUGACAGUGUUGGAUCAACAUGGAAUAACUCUCUCUGAGGAGUCUUAUCCAGGAACAAACAGGUCAGCUGGUCAAAUCACUCUAAGGCUGACCAAAGAGCCUCAGAAAACAGACAGUGAGAAAGGAAUAAUCUCCAAAGUAAAAGACAGAAUCAAAGGAGUGCAAAAUCUAUACAGUGGUCACUUUGACCUCAUCCAAGAUGGAAAAGUUAUUACUGUCCACUCAAAGAACCAGAACAGCUUCUACACUGCCAUGGCACAAGCAACAAUGUCAAACAAGACAAGUGAUGAAAUCAAUAAUGAAGCUGUGAAUCUACGAAACAAUGUUAAAGACCAGAUAAAAAACAACCUUCCUGCUCAUUAUCAAAUGGUUCAAAGCCAGAGGGCCUAUGAUGCACUUGUGAACAAUUGUGGAAAAUAUACUAUUGUUGGAGGGUCCACAACAGAUAGAGAAAUUCAUGUGGAAUAUGAGAAGAAUAUAAAUCCAAUGAAGAAGGCUUGUUAUGGUUCCACUGGGCUAACUGAGUAUAAAAUUGCCAAAAUCUACCACCUUGCAUUAGUUGGUCCUUACAAAAGAGUCAAAUACACCAGUCUGUUCUCUCAUGACAUGGAGGACCGAGGUAUUGUUGAGGCAGACCAAAUCCCACCCAAGGAUUCUUUAAAGUUGGCCAGAGACCAUCCACAGAUAGAAAAUCUCAGACAGAAGAAUCCAAAGCUUUAUGAUAUGAUAAACAGCAUUGAAUCUGAUCCAAAUGGAAUGAACCUGCUUGCAAUGCGAGUCCUCAAACAGCAUCACAGAGAUGCUCUGACCACUGGAAGCAGUAAGGAGUCUGACAACUGCAGGAAACUGCUGGCAGACACACUUGUAAAUGGAGAUGCAGAGAAAUCACUUAAGCUCUCUUUCAUCAUGGCUCAUCCUGUGGCUUCCAACCAGCUCCUACACAAUGCAGGAAAUCCUCUUUCCUUGGGCUCUAACGCCAACUUCAUGUCUACUGAAGGUACAGUGUCCUACUACAAAGCUGGCUUCAAUCAGAUGCUGAAUCAACACAAUGAAAAGGGAAUCAUAGAUCAGAAUCAGCUGGAGAGGCUGAAGUCCUGGGUGGCUGAUGACAAAUACCUGGACCUCAAUACCCCUGAGUACACUGAUGUACUUAAAGCCAUUGAAUGUAAAAACCUUCCAUAGGGAAAUGUUCAUUUUAUUUUCUUAGCAUAUACAAGAAGAUGGUGGUAAAGGCCUAAAAUCACAUUUCUAUCCAGCCGUGUAAUCAUAAUGGAAAUCAUGUCUUUUUAAACUUCAUAUAAUAAUAACUGAACAUUCAUAUUGGUAGUUUAAAAUAAUUUGCUUUCUUAGCAGGACAUAUUUGCUUGCAAUUGAUUAUUACUUUCAUAGGAAGAUAUCAUAUUAUCUUUUUAAUAUAGAUAGAGUAACAUAUCAGCAAGUUGCAUGAAAUAUAAGCUUGCUAAAUGAACGCUAGGUUCUUUAUAGUAGAUUGCGAUUUACUUUUAAGUUUUGUUCAUUCACUGCCAUCUAUGGAAUCAUAGGAAUGGCAAAUGUCAGUAAACGGUUAUUUGAUGAGUAAAUUAUUUAAAAGGAUAGUUAAAUAUAGACAUUUGUUUAAUAAUUUCCUUCACAAGCCAACAAAGUAAAAAAUAAAUUACAGAAAUGCUCUUCCAUUUAUUAUCUUCUCACCUUUAAAGUGUUCAGCACCUAACUUUUACUUUCAGGCCUAGAAUAAUUUAUCUAUUUCCUAUUUUCCUCAUGAGAUAUUUCCCAUUUUACUUAGGGAAAGGAAAUGAUUAAACACAUUUAUAUUUAACUGUCCUUUUAAUUAAUUUACUCAUCAAAUAACCUUUUACUGACAUUGGUCAAUCCUGGGAUUCCAUAACCAACACUUAUAUUUGGCAAACCUGAAGGAUCUGGAGAAGGUCUGUAUGGAGGAGUGGGCCAAUAUCCCUGCUGCAGUGUGUGCAAACCUGGUCAAGAACUACAGGAAACGUAUGAUCUCUGUAAUUGCAAACAAAGGUUUCUUUACCAAAUAUUAAGUUCUACUUUUCUGAUGUAUCAAAUACUUAUGUCAUGCAAUAAAAUGCAUAUUAAUUUCUUAAAAAUCAUACAAUGUGAUAUACUGGAUUUUUGUUUUAGAUUCCGGCAGUGUAUCUGAUACUUGUUCUCCCCACUGUAGUAUAUUGGCAAUAUACCACAAAUCACUGAGAUACCUUAUUGCUAGUGUAAAACGAUAUAAUUAAAACUAUAAUUAGAGCAGUAAAAAGUGAUAUGAUGUCAUACACGUGGUAUACAUCAUCCUAUACCAAGGCUCAAACAAUCAUCAUUCAGGAUUCAAACAACCUGGUUUAAAAUUAUUUGUCUAUUUGAUCGAUGUUAGUGUAAUGACAUCAUGUUAACAUUUUAUUUAUGUCAGUGGUUUCAUAAUCAGGUUUCACUGGCACUGUUGAUGAUAUCUCCUUAAUUUGCUUGCUUUACAGUGAUGUUUUUAGAUUAUGCAUUGCAGUUACUUAUAAUAUAAUAUAAUAUAAUCAGUACCUUCCCAGUAUUUCCAGAUAUCCAUUAAAUAUUACCUUUGAUUACAUACAA
Esox lucius (northern pike) is the source of this 9235-nucleotide messenger RNA. RefSeq lists its product as uncharacterized. Gene Ontology annotation, molecular function: ATP binding; ABC-type protein transporter activity. Gene Ontology annotation, cellular component: membrane. Bases 779 to 7825 code for a protein of 2348 amino acids. The transcript has 10 exons. Gene Ontology annotation, biological process: protein targeting; protein import. The record is from RefSeq and is a predicted model, not a curated record. Lineage: Eukaryota; Metazoa; Chordata; Actinopteri; Esociformes; Esocidae.